Messenger RNA from Mus caroli (Ryukyu mouse), 1581 nucleotides. RefSeq names its product eukaryotic translation initiation factor 4E family member 1B (gene Eif4e1b). Gene Ontology annotation, biological process: translational initiation. Gene Ontology annotation, molecular function: RNA 7-methylguanosine cap binding; translation initiation factor activity. Gene Ontology annotation, cellular component: cytoplasm; eukaryotic translation initiation factor 4F complex. Lineage: Eukaryota; Metazoa; Chordata; Mammalia; Rodentia; Muridae. The record is from RefSeq and is a predicted model, not a curated record.
AUGGCCACUUCUGAGGUUAUGAACAAAGUUGAGGGUGAAGGGCAUAAGGAGGAGGUGGUGAAAGAAAAGCCAUCAGAAGCAACUGCGGAGGGAGUCCAAACAGGAGAAGCCAGAGACCUUCCUGGCUCCCUUAAGUCUCAGAGGAGAAAGGCCCACAAAGAACAUCCACCGGAGGUUCUGAGCAAGCUACACCCCUUGCAGAACAGGUGGGUUCUGUGGUUCUUCAAGAAUGACCGAAGCCGGGCCUGGCAGGACAACCUGCAGCUAGUCACCAAGUUUAACACUGUGGAGGACUUCUGGGCGAUGUACAGCCAUAUCAAGCUGGCCAGCAAGCUCUCUUCUGGCUGUGACUAUGCCCUGUUCAAGGAAGGCAUCCUGCCCAUGUGGGAAGACAACAGAAACAAGCAGGGUGGCCGCUGGCUGCUCAGCAUUGACAAACAACUGCGCCACUUCGAACUGGACCGUCUGUGGCUGGAGACGUUGCUGUGUCUGGUUGGGAACUGUUUUGAGGAAUACAACGGGGAAGUGUGCGGUGCUGUUGUGAACAUCCGCACAAAGAGGGACAAGAUUGCCCUGUGGACGAGUGAAGCAGAGGACAAAGCCGGAGUGAUGCAGAUCGGGCAAAUAUACAAAGAGCGCCUGGGCAUCUCUACGAAGACCAUCAUUGGGUACCAGGCCCAUGCAGACACUGCUGCCAAGAGCAACAACUUAGCAAACAAGUUUGUGGUGUGAGACCGGUUUCAGCCACUACUCAGUGGGCACCCUCCUCUUGCUGUUUGAUGGACAAGGAAGACUGCACUGUGGAUUCUGGGGCAGGGCUUGGGGGAGGCAGACAGCCUGGUUCUUUACCUCUCUUGGAACAGUAUAAGCACCACUCCUUAGAUAAGGUCUCACCUGUUGCCCAGGUUGGCCUUGUAUUUGUGGACUUAAGCCACUCUCCUGCUUCAGCCUACAGACCUGGGACUGCCACAGCUCAUCACUAUGCCUGCAUCCAUAAUAACUUCUUCAGCAUGUAUUGGGCUCAGGCCUCAUGGCAGCUGGCCAAUGCUUAUGAGCUACUCUCAAUCGCUAGCCCUGUACGGGACAUUUGCCAAGGGCAGGGUAAAGCAAAGUCCUGGCGCAACCUUGCCAAACAAGGACAGCAGACUCCUGAGGCAGGCUCUUCUGUCUUGGGAGAAGGGUUCCAGGCCACUGAUAUUAAGGGUUAGGAGUUCAGUUCUCCAUGAGCUUAAAGGCUUAUUAUGGGGUUACCCUCAUCAGAUCUGUAGCUUGGGUACCCAUCCUAAAACCUGUUCUUCCCUAGACCAGUUGUGAUUGGAUCCAUCCUCCCUUCCUCCAUCCUUCCCUCCCUCUCCCCCCGCCCCCAAGUAUGGACUAGGUUAGAGAGGAAUUUGUGUAAAGACAGGUAGGACUGGGAACUGGGAAUGCCCUGCACAGCCUUCCCAUCUGGAGACAGUCCUGUGGGUUCUGUGUGCCUCCUCCUGCUGAAGUGAUGGAUGGAUUAAACCUUCACGAGUGAAGAGAUUACAGUGGUAGUUGGGCUUCACCGUGGUUUUGUUAGAAGGGAUUCACUGAUGAUGC